Messenger RNA from Nymphalis io (European peacock), 3371 nucleotides. It is a transcript of the gene mfrn, whose product is annotated as mitoferrin-1. The coding region runs from base 217 to 1257 and encodes 346 amino acids. Gene Ontology annotation, molecular function: ferrous iron transmembrane transporter activity. Gene Ontology annotation, biological process: iron import into the mitochondrion. The record is from RefSeq and is a predicted model, not a curated record. The transcript is spliced from 7 exons. Lineage: Eukaryota; Metazoa; Arthropoda; Insecta; Lepidoptera; Nymphalidae. Gene Ontology annotation, cellular component: mitochondrial membrane.
UUUAGCGAAUGGUAACCCACAGCAGACGAUCGCGCGUGCUAAUCUCAUCACACUGUACGAAAUCAAUUUUGAUUGUAUGUUCUGUUCUAAAUUUUGGAUGGCUGUGACGAAAAUAGUGUAGUGAAAAUGACAUUGAUAUAUUGGUAAAAAUCAAAACAUUCUAAAUUAUCCAUAUUGUGAUUAUUUUAUAAUAAGUGUUAGUAUUUUGUGAGUAUUAUGAACUUUGAAGACUAUGAAACCCUCCCGACCCAAAGCUCCAUCACACACAUGACCGCCGGAGCAAUAGCGGGGGUGAUGGAGCAUUGCGUAAUGUACCCUCUGGAUUCCGUGAAGACGCGGAUGCAGUCGCUGCGCUCAGCACACAACGGCAGCAUCGCGGAGACCUUCCGGUACAUGGUGCAGCGCGAGGGGCUGCUCAGGCCAAUCCGCGGCAUGGGUGCGGUGGUGAUGGGCGCGGGUCCGGCGCACGCGUGCUUCUUCGCCACCUAUGAACAGAGCAAGCACACGCUAUCACAGCUCACCAGGCAUCGGCACGACCACAUCACACACGGUUUAUCAGGCUGCCUGGCGUCGCUCGUCCACGACGCCGUCUCAAACCCCGCCGAAGUGGUGAAGCAGCGGCUACAGAUGUUGAACUCGCCGUACCGCGGCGUGUGGGAGUGCGCGCGACACGUGUACCGCGCCGAGGGCCUGCGCGCCUUCUACCGCUCGUACGGCACGCAGGUCGCUAUGAACGUGCCGUUCCAGGCGCUGCACUUCGUGACGUACGAGUGGUGCCAGUCGCGCCUCAACCCGCGGCGCGCGUACGAGCCGCGCGCGCACCUCGUGGCGGGCGCGUGCGCGGGCGCGCUGGCCGCCGCCGCCACCACGCCGCUCGACGUGUGCAAGACCGUGCUCAACACGCAGGAGGCGGCCGGCGCCGACGGGCUGGCCGCCGCCGCCGCGCUCGUGCUGCGCGCCGGCGGGCCGCUCGCCUUCUUCCGCGGCGUGCACGCGCGCGUGCUGUACCAGAUGCCGGCCGCCGCCAUCUGCUGGCUCACCUACGAGUCGCUCAAGCACGCCCUCACCACGUUCGGGCUGACCGGCGACGAGGGAGGCGGCGCCCCGUGCGGCGCUCAGGGCGGUACCGGCUCGGCGGGGGGGCCGCUGGCAGGCUCGGCGGGGGGCCCGCUGGCAGGCUCGGCGGGGGGCCCGCUGGCCGCUGCCGCGCUGCGCCUGGCCGCCGCCGACGUCCCCGGCUCGCUCACGCGCACGUAGACGGCUGCCGCUCCACGACGAUCGAAUACGCAAAAACAAUGUUCAUUGUCCGGCGCUCAAACGUAACUCCGAAAUGAUAUUGAAGAUGUUAUUUUUAAAUUAAGCACUACGUGUAUUUUAUACUUUAUUUAGGUUUAUCUCGAGCGAGUGACUUGCGUCGUGGCUAACUUGUAGUACGCGAUCGUGUGAUAAUAUUAUAUACAAGCGCGAAUGCGAUAUUUUUCGAGCGAACGAAAUCAAAAAUAAAAAUAUAUUUACACGAAAAAGAAGAAAAAUUGCAAAAAUAUUCGUAAAUAAAAAAGCGUAUGACGCGACGUGCUCUCGUGUGUGCGUCGCCCAUAUUUAUUACUAUAUUUAAACAUUUUGUAAUUAACAAAGCGAGAAGAUAGUCACGAAUCUUAGAAAUUGUCUUUCUAUUGAUUUGAACUGUCGGCUGCACGUCGUGUUGCAGUCAGUAGACGUGAGCGACGUCGUCUCUUCGUCGUCAAACGAUAUUACGAUACCACAGAUGUGUCGUGUGUGUGGGUUCCGCGUCAAGACCAAAUUAAUGACAACCCUGAGUCAGUGUAUUACGUGUAAAAUAUAGUGCGUGUACGUGUCUCGCGUUUGUGUGCGUGCCUGCGUGUAUGUGUGUGUCUAUUUGUGUGUGUAUGUAUGUUAGUGUGUGCGCGUCGGAGCGAGAGAGCUGUGAUGUUUGUGGUUAAAUUAUGGUAACCAUCGUCUAAGUGUUGAUAAUAGUGUUAAGGGCUUGCCCGAUAUUUUUUAUUGUAUUAUUGUUUAGUUAACCGCAGUGACUGCAUGUUACCGCUGCCGUACAUACAUAUAUUGAACCAACCCUUAACGCAUGUACGUGUAGUCCGCGCCUCUGACAUUCGCGUCUAAAAUCACACUAAAUUGUAUGUAUUUUAAGAAAAAAUUAUAAUAAAUAGUCGUCAAAACAGUAUCCGCGUAAAAUUUAAAUUGUUUCAAAUAGUUUGUUAUUAUCAAAUGAGACGUAGUGCUUAGUCGAAUUGUACAUAGAGUGGACGGCCACUAUAAACUGCGCGUCUCAAAGACGCAGCACUGCCGCGCGGGCCGGGGGGGGGGGGGGGGGACUGUUAGACUUUAAUUAAAAAUUUAUCAAACCUUACUCAAAUGGAAGUGUCGGUUUCGACUGAAGCCUGUAGAGAGCCGUUUUGUUAAACCGAAGGUCUCGUGUUGUGUCCACAGCUGCGUGCGCUCCGCUCUCCGCCCGCAGCAACUUGCAUUAGUUACCGACGCGACGUCUAUAUCAAUGCAAGUCUAAAUUGAUUAGUGUAGGAAUCCCAUCAGUACCGUGCGAGUGUAACUCGGCUCCGUGGGGGGGGGGGGGGGCGACUGCGACCCCGACGUCGACUAUCUCGGCUUCUCACUCACCUCCGGCAAUCUCAAGGCUGUGAUUUGACUGUGUCUCCCCCGCGGAGCUCGUCGGAGAGAGUUGUCGAUGUAGAUAUAUUUUAAACGGUGACGGUUUCUGUCCGGCUCUGGCCGACCACGUAGUGACUCACGUACAAAUCGGUACCUAAAAUAUUAUCGAGGACAUACUGUCCAAAAUUACGAGUACAUUUUUAUUUAUGAAGAUAAAAAUUAUGAGUUGUUUAUUAAUAAAUUGGUUAAUAUUUUAUAUUUUUAAUAAUAUAUUUUUUAAAUAUACAACGAGAGAUUCAAUCUUCGGGCAUUACUACGAUCGUCCAUCGCCGCCGAUUGUCUUACUAUCCUCCAUAUUAUAUUGUUUUGCACGUGCAAAGAAACGAGUGAAUCGUUCGUAUUAGUAAAUAGAUAUAUUGUAUAUUUGUUGGAGCUGGUGCGAGUCUGCCUUGCGAGUGAGACGCAACAGAGUAUCUGUGUCGCCCACACCUGCCGACGGAGCGCGAACGCUCGCACGCCGACGCGUGUGUGGCUGCGACUCAUCGUGAGGCAGAGUUUAUUAUUGUUUGUGUACAUUGCUUUUACUUGUAUUUGUUAUGUUUAUGAGUUGUAUAGAUGAGUACGAAAUUAAAAUUUAUAGUUUUAAGAGUUAAUUGUACAGGACACGCACCAAGUGAUUGUUUAUUUAAAACGUGAGAGAAAGAAUAAACAGUUGGACAAUAAAAUGA